Molecule: messenger RNA, 3814 nt
Organism: Hipposideros armiger (great roundleaf bat)
Lineage: Eukaryota; Metazoa; Chordata; Mammalia; Chiroptera; Hipposideridae
Gene: OTOP3
Product: otopetrin 3
Exons: 7
Coding region: 745-2541 (598 amino acids)
Biological process (GO): proton transmembrane transport
Cellular component (GO): membrane
Molecular function (GO): proton channel activity
Source: RefSeq, a predicted model, not a curated record
GAAUGCCAGACUGAACAGGGAGGGGUGGAAACGGAGGCCCAACAGCUGGAAGAGGAAGGAUUGGUGGCCAACAGAGUCAGGUGAAGGGGGACAGGCGGGACCUGGGCGUGGGCGGCUGGGAGGGAGGAGAGGUGGCAGCAGCAGCCCUGGAGCACUGGGGACUUCAGAGGAAAAUGUGCCUGGACCCUGCCCUCUCUCUCAGGAGGUGGGCGGGUCUCAGAAGCCGCAGGCGGAGCUGAGGAGGACCAGAGGGGGCGACUUCGCCUCCUAACCACCUCCUGUCCUAUCUGAACGGGGUCUCUUCUGCCCCAAGUCCACUGUUUGAUUUAGGGAGAGAAAGGGUGCUGGAACAGGCCGGGUGGCCGGAGCCCGGCCUGGUGCAGAGUGGGGUACAAGAAAAGGCAACCCAAGACCUGAGGGUUCCAUUCCCUGCUUGGCCGCCAGAGGAAAGCGUGGCCUGAAUCCCGCAAGGCCUUUACUUCGGCCUAAGGACCUUGCACCCCACCUCACCCUGGAGGCCCCUGACCCUUAGCUCCGCGCCUGCACCGCCUCCGGUCCCGCCCGCCCAUCUAGCCGCCUCGCUAUUGGCUGCUCCGUCCCAGCUGGAGCCCCUGGCGGGGUAAUUAAGGAAGAAUUAAUGAGAUCCCCAGAGUCAACAGAAAAAAAAUCGAUGGGCCGCAGAGCCCGAGCGGCGGCUGCGUAGUCCCGCGGGGAGAGGGCGUCGGGGGCAUCGGUCCGGGCACUAUGGCCUCCCCUGGACAGACGACCGGUGCUGCGCCCGCAGCUGGUGGUCGGCCGGCACCGCGGCCUGCCCCGGCCUCAGCACCUGCUGAGGCUCCACCCAUGGCCUCUCCAGAAGCACGGGAGACUGGAGCAGCUCCAGCCAAGGAGAACCAAGUGGCCAUGGGGGCCGAGGUGACAGGGGGCCACACCUCACCUCGCCAGAAGUCCUGGCUGGUGCGACAUUUCUCACUGCUACUGCGGCGGGACCGGCAGGCCCAGAAGGCUGGGCAGCUCUUCUCAGGGCUCCUGGCCCUCAAUGUGGUGUUCCUGGGCGGAGCCUUCAUCUGCAGCAUGAUCUUCAACAACGUGGCCGUCACGCUGGGCGACGUGUGGAUCCUGCUGGCCGCACUCAAGGCCCUCUCCCUCCUCUGGCUCCUCUACUACGUGGCCGGCACCACCUGCCGGCCACAUGCCGUGCUCUACAGGGACCCUCAUGCAGGACCCAUUUGGGUGCGGGGCUCCCUGCUGCUCUUUGGCAGCUGCACCAUCUGCCUCAAUGUCUUCCGUGUGGGCUACGACAUGAGCCACAUCCACUGCAAGUCACAGCUGGAGCUCAUCUUCCCUGCCAUCGAGAUCAUCUUCAUCGGCGUCCAGACCUGGGUGCUCUGGAAACACUGCAAGGACUGUGUUCAGGUCCAGACCAACUUCACUAGGUGUGGCCUGAUGCUGACCCUGGCCACAAACCUGCUGAUGUGGGUUCUGGCCGUCACCAACGAUUCCAUGCACCGCGAGAUCGAGGCGGAGCUCAGUGCCCUCAUGGAAAAGUUCUCAGGCAACGACACCAACACCUGCCUGUGCCUCAACGCCACGGUGUGCGAGGUCUUCCGGAAGGGCUACCUGAUGCUCUACCCCUUCAGCACAGAGUACUGCCUCAUCUGCUGUGCCGUGCUCUUUGUCAUGUGGAAGAAUGUGGGCCGCCGUCUGGCCCCCCACGCAAGCGCCCACCCAGGCACCCCACCCUUCCACCUGCUCGGGGCCAUCUUCGGGCCGCUGCUGGGCCUGCUGGUGCUGGUGGCAGGCACGUGUGUCUUCGUGCUUUUCCAGAUCGAAGCGAGCGGCCCUACCAUCGCGCGCCAGUACUUCACCCUCUACUAUGCCUUCUACGCGGCCGUGCUGCCUGCCAUGAGCCUGGCGUGCCUGGCGGGCACGGCCAUCCACGGGCUGGAGGAGCGCGAGCUGGACACUCUCAAGAACCCCACCCGCAGCCUGGAUGUGGUGUUGCUGAUGGGGGCAGCGCUGGGUCAGAUGGGCAUCGCCUACUUCUCCAUCGUGGCCAUUGUGGCCACUCGCCCCCAUGAGCUGCUCAACCGUCUCAUCCUGGCCUACUCCCUGCUGCUUAUCCUGCAGCACAUCGCCCAGAAUCUCUUCGUCAUCGAGGGCCUGCACCGCCGCCCAGUCUGGGAGGCAGCUCCGGAGGGCCUGGGGGAGAAGCAGGACGCUGAGCUGCACCGCAGGGGCUCCCUGCUGGAGCUGGGCCAGGGCCUGCAGAGGGCCUCGCUGGCCUACAUCCACUCCUACAGCCACCUCAACUGGAAGCGUCGGGCGCUCAAGGAGAUCUCCGUCUUCCUUAUCCUCUGCAAUGUCACACUGUGGAUGAUGCCCGCGUUUGGCAUACACCCGGAGUUUGAGAACGGACUGGAGAAGGAUUUCUAUGGCUAUCGGACGUGGUUCGCCAUCGUCAACUUUGGCCUACCGCUGGGAGUCUUCUACCGCAUGCACUCUGUUGGGGGGCUGGUGGAGGUCUACUUGGGGGCCUGAGGAUGCCCAAGGAACCCACCCCCAGCAGAACCCUGAAGUGCCAAGGCUGGGGAAAUGUAGCCCAGAGAUUCUGAGGAGAUGCCCCAUUCCAGGGGGGCCUAGGGCAGCCUGGGCUCCCCGAAGCCUCCCCUUCCCUAGAGCCUCAUUAAAGGGCGUGGGAUGGGAACACUGUUCACGGCCCAAGACCAAGGGCAAAACCUGGACACUCAGCUUCUGAUGCCCACGCCCUCAGGGGCACAAGCCUGGCCCUGCUCACCACAUCAAUCCAGCCCAGAGUGCACCCAAGAAGCCCCCACAGCUACUCUGGGAGGACCAGCCCUAAAUGACUAAGUCUGGGGAGUUUGGAGAGGGGCGCCCCUACCCAGACAGGGCUCUGGAAUCUGCCUCCUGCUGGGGGAAGGGCACACUGUCUAAGCUUGGCCCAGGGCAUCCUGGAAGCUUGCAGCUGGGCGGGCAGCCCUCCCCCUCUCCCUCCACACAGUCUAAUGAGCUCAUUAAUUAGCUGCCAGGCAGGGUUCAACAGCUCUCUCCUGCUGCCAUAAACUCUGUUUGUUUGAUUGAUUACAUUCGGCUUCGUGGUAUUUGUUCCCAGGGACAGAGCUGCCACUCUGGGUAUGGUGGGAAGGGACAGUGCUCCUGGGCAUGGCUGUGGGGCUGGGACUGUCACGUUUCUGGUCCAGGAGGGGUCUAAACCAAUCCCUGCCUUGUCUGAUCCAGAUGAGAUGGGGAGCGGUCACGGCUUGUGAAUUCCAACCCUCGUCGGCACCCCAUCUCUCUGACACAGGGCCCCAGGAGACUUUCUGGAGCUGGCUUACCAUGGGGGCUGUGGCCUCUGGCUGCUGGGUCCCCAGGCCUGCUGGGUCCUCUGAGCCAUCAAGCAGAAAGGGCAAGCGUGUCAGCCCAUCCAUCUUCCUGAGCCCAGUGCAAACAGUGGGCUGGGCCCAGUAUAAGACCCAGGGCGAGGCCUGGUGACAGCAGCCCUGGGCCUGCAGGCGGGCUUUGCAUGCCUCUGGGCCCCGCCCCCAUGAAGCUGGGCACUGGCAAGCACAAAGCCAAGGCCCCAGGGACACCCCCAGGAUCUCCCAGUGACUACCUGGGGCCAGCAGAGCCCCUGGGAGCCGUGCCGAAGGCUGAGAGGUAGGCCCCUCACCUUUCCUGUGUGGGCUGUUUCUCUGGGUGACCAGAGCCCAGGGGGCCAAGCCUUGGGUGAGAGGGUCCAAUUCUCCACUCCCCCCACCAGGAAAAUGACAAACACAGGUUCCCAGGCAGACAC